UGUGGUUUCUCCCCUCUCCCCCCCCCCUUCAUUAGGAACAUGAAUAUUAAGCUAGAACCACAAUCUUGCAGGAUAUAUUUUCUCUGCUGCCUGGUACUGGCUUCCUUCAUCUCUUCUGCAGCAGAAGAACACACAGAUGGGAAUCAUCAGCGAACUGGGCGCCUUGAUAGGAACAUGGUACAAGAUAAGGACCACAUCCUGGAAGAUUUAGAUGGUGUAAUUGAUAAACCAGAAUCUGAGAUGUCACCACAAGAAUUGCAGCUUCAUUACUUCAAAAUGCACGACUAUGACGGCAACAAUUUGCUUGAUGGGUUAGAACUUGUUACAGCCAUAUCACAUGUACAUAAAGAGGAUGGUAGUGAACAUGCCCAGACCAUGAAAGAAGAGGAUCUCAUUGGCUUAAUUGAUGACGUCUUGCGAGAUGAUGAUAAAAAUAAUGAUGGCUACAUCGACUAUGCCGAAUUUGCAAAGUCACUGGAAUAAAAACAAAAAAUCAUUCUUGUUUGUGUGACCCAGUAAAAUGUGAUUUUUUUGACUGCCUCUCUGUCAUAUGUUCUACUGUUCAGGCUGCAAAAUGAAUGGUAGGGAAAUGUGUCAACUAUUUCUUUAUUUUUUAUAUGUUUGGGAGAGAAACCUGUGCUGGGAGCCAUUUGAUAACUUAACACUGUUGAGCAAUAAAAUACACUGUCCAAGUUAGCUAAUCAUUUGGCAGCAUUGGCUUAAAGGCUUAGUUACAGAGACUAUGGUCUGGAAACUUCUUAUCUCCAGAAUACUUUUCAAAGGAGCAUUGGAAAAGCUCACAGCCAUGCAGUCACUACUUCUGAAACAUUCUUCAGUGUGAGUCCUUCAAAACAAGUGACUGCAGUGCUCUGAUCAAGAACUUGGGUUUCUUUUUCUGUCUCAUCGAAACUAGUUUGAGUGCUGAAGUCUGAAACUUCAAACUAAGUUUCAAUUCACAGUCUAAUUCAGUGUUCAUGUUUCUUAUGACUUCCAGAUUAAAUCUGCAAAAAAAAAAAAAAAGGAAUGUGGCCACAACCCAGGAAAAUUUUAAUCCUUUACAAAGCCCAUGCCUUUCACUGGAGAGAUUAAGCACAUGCUUAACCUCUUCCCUUAAAAUGGACGUGAAUGUUUAAAAAGUGCUCUGUAGGUCGGAUCCCCCAUUUGAGCCCAUUGAGGAGUUGACAACGUGGAUCUUUUCUCUUGCUUCCCUUGGCACCCUGCUGUUGAUUCCAAAACUCCUCUCCAAGUAUCAGGAGAGUCAAGCAAGUUUGGCCACCUUCUCUUAACUCUUCUGCUAGAUCCUAAGUAUCAUUAAGUGAAGGGUUGCAGUGUAGCCAUGCACCUGCCAUUCAGGUGUUGCCCUUUACUGUGUGUUCCCCUGUCUCCAAUCCUCUGAUUACUUUAAAAAAUUAGUAUACCUUUUACAUCUUCUAUGCCAUUAAUCCAGUAUUUUGUUUGGGGGUUCAUGUUUUCAGAAAGCGUAGGUUAAAUACUUCUGUUUGGUGUAGUCCACUACCAAGAACUGUUCCUGUGUUAAGUCAGUUGAUUGUUACAGUCACAGCAAAACGCUGCCUUGUUAAGGUUCUCACCAAUGUACCUUGACGUGAAUUCAUGGUGUUAGUUUUACAGGAAAAAAUACAAAGUAUUUUCACAGCUAACUCUUUGAAAGAGAGUCUUUAAAUACUUGAAUGGUCUGCUUAAUUAAAGUGAUCGUGGAGCUCUCUGCCACUUUGGGUUCCGUGUCUAUUCAGCAGCCCUGUAUGGUUCUAAAGAGAGAUGAUGCUAUCUUGAUGUUUGACCUACUGUAUAAAAUGGAUCAGAAAAGCAUUAUGCUUUAAUCUAGAAUGUUCAGAAAGAGACAAAAACCAAACUGCUCUCUGUAGAUUGUAUAAAGACCUAUUUUCUGUAUAAAAAUAUUCUUAUAUAAAGUGCAUUUGUAACAAAAAUUGUUUCCUUUUGUUAAUUGUGUAACAAAAGCUACUUGUACUAUGUUCUUGUAACAUCUGACUUAUUAGACACAUUUGUAUAAUGGUUUAUGCUAAAUAUAAAAGCAAUAAAAUUCAAAA
This is a messenger RNA of Heteronotia binoei (common prickly gecko), 2066 nucleotides long. It is a transcript of the gene MCFD2, whose product is annotated as multiple coagulation factor deficiency 2, ER cargo receptor complex subunit. NCBI's taxonomy places the organism in Eukaryota, Metazoa, Chordata, Lepidosauria, Squamata, Gekkonidae. The record is from RefSeq and is a predicted model, not a curated record. Gene Ontology annotation, molecular function: calcium ion binding. The transcript is spliced from 3 exons. Bases 40 to 483 code for a protein of 147 amino acids.